AAAGUUUUAAGUUUAAAUUUGAUUUGAUUUCGGUUCGGUAAAAUGUUUUUUCAUUGCGAUUACUUUCUUGAAAGCGAAGAUGAAUCUGAAUCCGAAGGAGAAAUGCGUGUAACAAGGGCACUCUUAAAAGAUUCAUCCGACCCAAUGAGCCUUUCAAGUUCCACGUUCAAGCAACUUUUUCGUCUGAACAAGGAAGCGUUUAAAUAUGUAUUGGAUGAGAUUGAUCCACACCUUCCAAGUUUUAAUUCUACAUAUAUACCAAAUGUAUUGAAAUUAGCUGCAACACUUCGGUUUCUGGCAGAGGGUGGAUAUCAAAGAGGAACCGGCCAGGAUUUCCUUGUUAGUAUGGCACAACCAACUUUAUCGGUCACUCUAGCAAAAAUAUUGCCAAUAAUGGAAAAUAUUCUGUGCCCAAAAUUUAUAUCAUUUGCAAUGACGGAAGACGAAAAAACUGCAAGUAAACAACAUUUUUAUGAGAAAUAUAGUUUUCCUGGCAUUAUCGGGUGUGUAGAUGGUACGCACAUUAAAAUUAUAAGACCAGUAUUAAAUGAGCACCUUUACUUUAAUAGAAAAGGUGACCAUAGUAUAAAUGCAAUGAUCGUCUGUGACUACAAAAUGAGAAUACGAGCAAUUGAUGCGCGGUAUGGAGGAGCCUCCCAUGACUCAUUUGUGUUUAGUUUAAGCGCCUAUCGCAGACACCUUGUUCAAAAAUGGAAUGAUGGUGAUAGGAGAAGUUGGUUAUUGGGUGAUUCUGGGUACACAUUGGAACCGUGGAUGAUGACACCCUACAGGACUGCACAAGAAGGUGGCCAAGAAGAACAUUUUAACACGAUCCAUUCCAAAUGUAGGAAUAUUGUUGAAAGGACGAUAGGCGUUUUGAAAUCGAGGUUCAGAAGCAUUCUCGGAGCAAGGCAACUCCAUUAUUCACCCGAAAAAGCUAUCCAAAUUACAAAUGUUUGUGCUGCUUUGCACAAUAUUUGCAAAAAGUUUGCUGUACCAGACUUCCCGGUCAUGGAAAACAAUGAGGAAGGAGAGGAGAGUGAACUUGUAGCUAGUGAUUUGAAUCAAUUUUCGAACAUAGCAACAGAAAUACGAAACCAAAUUAAAGACGUUUUGUAA
Molecule: messenger RNA, 1119 nt
Organism: Eupeodes corollae
Lineage: Eukaryota; Metazoa; Arthropoda; Insecta; Diptera; Syrphidae
Product: putative nuclease HARBI1
Exons: 4
Coding region: 43-1119 (358 amino acids)
Source: RefSeq, a predicted model, not a curated record